GGGGAGUUUAGGUUUCUCUUCGAAGCUUCUGGAAGGAUUGAGAGAGAGAGAUCUCAGAGGAAAAUGGCAGCUACAAGUGAGAAACAGAACAACAACAGCUCAAAGCCUCCUCCUACUCCUUCUCCUCUCCGCAGUUCCAAGUUCUGUCAGCCUAACAUGAGGAUCUUGAUCUCGGGAGGAGCUGGCUUCAUUGGCUCUCACUUGGUUGAUAAGCUCAUGGAAAAUGAGAAGAACGAGGUGAUUGUUGCUGAUAACUACUUCACUGGAUCAAAAGAAAACCUCAAGAAGUGGAUCGGUCACCCAAGAUUUGAGCUCAUUCGUCACGAUGUUACGGAGCCUUUGUUGAUUGAGGUUGAUCGGAUCUACCAUCUUGCUUGUCCUGCCUCUCCUAUCUUCUACAAGUACAACCCCGUUAAGACCAUCAAGACCAAUGUGAUUGGUACACUCAACAUGCUCGGUCUCGCCAAGCGUGUUGGAGCAAGAAUCCUGCUCACCUCGACCUCGGAGGUCUACGGAGACCCUCUCAUCCACCCUCAACCAGAGAGCUACUGGGGAAACGUCAACCCUAUUGGUGUUAGGAGUUGCUACGACGAAGGCAAGCGCGUAGCCGAGACGUUGAUGUUUGACUACCACAGACAGCAUGGCAUUGAAAUCCGCAUUGCUAGGAUCUUCAACACGUAUGGUCCUAGGAUGAACAUAGAUGAUGGGCGUGUGGUGAGCAACUUCAUUGCUCAAGCACUUCGAGGUGAGGCUUUGACAGUUCAGAAACCGGGGACGCAGACUCGCAGUUUCUGCUAUGUGUCAGACAUGGUGGAUGGACUUAUCCGUCUCAUGGAAGGAGAUGAUACUGGUCCUAUCAACAUCGGUAACCCAGGUGAGUUCACAAUGGUGGAACUGGCUGAGACAGUUAAGGAGCUGAUUAACCCGAGCAUAGAGAUAAAGAUGGUGGAGAACACACCGGACGAUCCAAGACAGAGGAAACCAGACAUAACCAAGGCUAAAGAAGUGUUGGGUUGGGAGCCAAAGGUGAAGCUCAGAGAAGGACUUCCUCUCAUGGAAGAAGACUUCCGGCUAAGGCUUAACGUCCCCAAGAAUUAAAGAAAUGUGAAGGCACAGGAGAACAACGUUUUAAGAGUAUAUGGUGUUUCAUUAUAUACUACAGAGUGAUGGUUUGGUUUCAUACUUUCAUGUAUUGUUAUUGAUCUUUCCUUCUAUUCAUAGAAAAAUAAGUUGGGAAAGUUUUUUUUUUUUCUUUUCUUAAUGAGGAUCGACUCUUUUUGUUUGAAUAUAUUGCGGUAUGGUUAUCGUGUCA
Messenger RNA from Raphanus sativus (radish), 1312 nucleotides. Its product is annotated as UDP-glucuronic acid decarboxylase 3. Lineage: Eukaryota; Viridiplantae; Streptophyta; Magnoliopsida; Brassicales; Brassicaceae. Gene Ontology annotation, molecular function: NAD+ binding; UDP-glucuronate decarboxylase activity. The transcript is spliced from 9 exons. Gene Ontology annotation, cellular component: cytoplasm. The coding region runs from base 64 to 1098 and encodes 344 amino acids. Gene Ontology annotation, biological process: D-xylose metabolic process. The record is from RefSeq and is a predicted model, not a curated record.